Owenia fusiformis is the source of this 1857-nucleotide messenger RNA. Lineage: Eukaryota; Metazoa; Annelida; Polychaeta; Sabellida; Oweniidae. The record is from the annotation of a GenBank genome assembly.
AUGAGACUCGUAAUCCUUGAUUUUCAAACAUCCGAAGGAAAGGAAAGGGAAGAUGAAAUCAAUGAUAACCUUGCUGGUAUCUACAGAGCGAUGAAAAAACACCCUUCUGCAAUGGCGAAUGCUCGGAAAACAUGCUCAAUUUGGCAGGCUGAGGGAAACGAAUCAGACCACUAUAUGAUAAAUCCUAAUAGUGAGGGAACACCCGUUAUUGUGUAUUGCGACAUGUCAACUAGCCCAGCGACAAUGGUCCUUGAACACGAUCACAUGGAUACGAAAUCUCUCGUUGGACCAAGAUGUGAUUUCGAGGCAUGUGUCCGAAGCGGUCCGUUUUCUUAUUUCUCAGGAUCAAAAGAUAGAUUGCUUGAGAUAAUUUCGGCAUCAAGAUCGUGUCAACAGCAUGUCAGAUACGAUUGUUUCAACAGUGGAAUGGACUUUACCCGCUGGACAACCCCUGAUGAUAGGACACGAUCAUACUGGGGUGGCUAUCCAAAGGGAGAAUACUCAGAGACUCGUUGUGGAUGCUUCCUCACUGGACAAUGUACAAAUGGACAGCUUUGUAACUGUAACAAUGGAAUAAAUUUUGACAAUCAAUGGCACGUUGAUGAAGGUUACAUUGUGUCGGAAACAUCUACUACGUCAGCAACAGAGCUUCCCGUCAUGGAAGUUGCCUUUGGACGUUUCCCACUUGUAAAGGGAUGUCCGACUGCCCCUAGGCAUGACAAUUCAAUUAACGAUGCUAGUGGGCUUGGCCAUGUAGCAGGAGACGUAGUGAACUAUACUUGCUCCGAGGGAUACGAAAGCGAGGGAUCAAACAUUGUAUCUUUAACGUGUAGAGGGGAUGGUUCCUGGGAAAGUAAAACAAUAUCUUGCCAAAGGGUAAACUGUGGUGAUCCUGGUACUUCAAACAACACAAAUCGAGCAUUAAAUGGUACACGUUAUGGCGAUACUGUGUCAUAUACCUGUACUAGUGCAUACAAGUACGAAAGUGGUGAUAGAACACGAACAUGUGGUGCUAAUGGAACUUGGACGGGACAGAUAUUGACAUGCCAACCGGGUUUGGUUGCUUUUGAUGCUCGUGGAACCGGAUCUUCAUAUUGGAAUCGGGCAGGUGCAGUAAAGUUUAUAGACGAUUUGAAUAUUGGUGACGCCUAUUCUAGAGUAACAGGUUUAUUCACUGCACCUUUUCAAGGAUUAUACCAUUUUGAGUCCCAUCUUCAAAGAUACGGUUCCUAUACUGUGUAUUGUUUCAUACGAGUGAAUAAUGUACGACUGAGGGUAAUAGAGGUCGAUCCAUACAGUAGUUACCCUGGUAGGGGAAGUGCAAGCUUGAAUGUGCAGUUAAACAAGGGAGAUACGGUGUAUGUAGACAACCGAGGCACGGGUUACCAUAUCAGGUUUAACACAUUCGACUCAUCAUUCAGUGGACUUCUCAUUCAACAUGGUGACGGGAAUAACUAACAAUAAACUUUUAUACCAUAACAUUAAUUAUUAUUAGAUUAAAUUCCCCUUCAUUAGUUAGAAAAUAUACACUAACAUACUGUAGAACAAGCGCAAGACCUGACUACUAGUACAAUACUCAUACACACACACAUCAUACUGUACGGUGUAUACAACUUGGCACAUGUACUUCAAGCAUCCUCCCCAAGAUUGAUGUUACUUGAGUAAUAUAGUGAAGAUGUAAAUUUAAGAUUCAGUGCACUUAUUGUAAAAUAUAUGAGACUUAAUGGAAAGUAAUAAAGAUAUUAGGUAUAAUAUAACGCUACAUACCAGUAGCUGCUUCUAUGCAGAAUACGCAAACCUAGUGACAUGAAAUAUAUUAUUUUAGUAUAAAUGGCAAUGUUUGUAGAAUAAAAUGGC